This is a messenger RNA of Salmo salar (Atlantic salmon), 3671 nucleotides long. RefSeq names its product tripartite motif-containing protein 14. Gene Ontology annotation, molecular function: protein binding; zinc ion binding. The record is from RefSeq and is a predicted model, not a curated record. NCBI's taxonomy places the organism in Eukaryota, Metazoa, Chordata, Actinopteri, Salmoniformes, Salmonidae.
UCCUAAUUUUACAGUUUCGUUUCCUGGCGGUCUAGUCUGUCGUGUUGUUGACACACACACAACAACAAAAAACUAACAUAUACGUUAUUUUAUUGGGCAAAAUGGGUCAGUCGAUGCCGACCCCGGACUGCGAGCCCUCGGUGUGUCCUUUGUGCCACCGUAAAUGUCGGAGUCCGACCGCGCUGAGAUGCCAACAUGUUUUCUGCUAUUGCUGUAUACAGGAGUUAUGGAGCAGUUCGCCCACGGGUCCGUACUUCUGCCCCGAGUGCAGGGAGGAGUACAGCACGUUACCGUUUGGGUUUAAGAGAGACACUACCGCAAGUCCUUGGCGAGAUGAAGCGCUUGCAUGUACACGCACAGAAAGCAGAGCCAAUGAAGAGGAUGUCAUUGAGAUCAAUCCAGUGGGCUGGACCCUUGGGAAGAGAACCUCCAUCUCUCUGUCCAAACAUCUGUUGGCGAAGAGACCAGCCAGUUCUCCUGUCCCAGGAGGCCGUCGUCACGACAACAAGAGACAAGCCACUGGCAGCUCCUCUUCCUCCCACUCCAGGGGACAUUCUGGUGACCGUAAGAGACCCACCACUUCCUCUUCCUCCUCUUCAGCCAAUCGGAACACGUCGUCUGACGUCGAGCUGUCCAGUGAGGAGGAGGUGCCAGCAGCACCAUUCUCCGUAGCAACCAAACCGUCCAGUACUGCGUCCGUCGCCGCCAGAGGUCCGGACCUGACACGUGAUAGGUCUAGGUCGCCUAGGAGAGACCCACCCAUUGAGCUGGGCGAACCCCCUGCUGCAACAGAACCCCUGAAUGACCCUAGAAAAUCACCUGACGCAGCAGCAAGUAACAUGAACAACACAUCGCCAAGAAGAAUCGCCACCGUUGAACUGGACCCACCGCCUGCAAGACAACCCCACACACCCGCCAAGAAUCCUGCUGAAACGACCCUUACAACCCAUUUCCGUUUAGUCACCCCUACGAAGGAGAAUCCUGUUGAAGCUGAGAGGGAGCCACUUCCAGAGAUCUCCAACAGAUCCCCUGGUCGAAUCGGCACCCUUACCUCUCCUACGCGUGCUGCCAACAACCUGCCUACCAGCCUGGCUCGCCAAACGUCUAGGGAGACCUUCCUACCCUGCCACUACUGCCCCAGCCAGGGCUCUCUCCCUGCGGUGAAGACCUGCCUGGUGUGUGGAGCCUCCAUGUGCUCCGAUCACCUCCGGCCCCACCUGGAGUCCCCUGUCUUCCAGAGCCACACCCUGGUACCCCCUGUGGAGGACACCUCACCCUGGAGGUGCCCAGAACACCAGGAGAUGAACCGAAUCUACUGCCGUCAGUGUGGUGUGUGUGUCUGUACCGUCUGUACCGUGAUCGGGUCGCACCGGGACCACGCUUGUGUUAGCAUCAGAGAGGCCGAGAGGGAGCUGAGGGGGAACCUGAAACAGGAAAUGAAGAAGAUGCAGGAAACAGAACAGUCUUUAAUGAGCAGAGUGGCUGAGAUGACAGAGAAGAAGCAGAGAUUCCAGGUGGUGCUAGGUGGCGCGCGUGCGGGGGUGCAGCAGCAGUACGAGACCAUGCGCCAGGCCCUGCAGGAGGAGGAGGCCACGGCCCUGCUGUGUGUGACUCGGGAGGAGAGCAGGGCGGUGGGGGGACUGGAGGAACAGCUGACCCAGCUCCAGGAAACCCUCUCCUCCCUCCAACGGGGUCUUCAUACUCUGGAGGCUCUGGCUGACACCCGGGGCGUCGCACGAGUACAGGAACAGUCCUUCAUCAUGGAGUACAGUAAGAUAACCAAAAGCGUGUCAGAGAGCUGUUCUGUGGAGGAGCUGGAGGUUCCAGAGGAGGUGGACAGGGCCAGGCUGGGAUGCCUACAGCAGUGGACUGAGAGGCGGCUGGUCUCAGUGGUCAUCUCCCUGCCUGACCGGGACCCCUUCAGGCUGCUCUAUGGCACCAGCCCCCGUCUGGACCCGGACACAGCCCACCCCAAGCUGCUCAUCUCUGAGGAGAACAGGAAGGUGUCUUACAGCGAAGUCCAGCAGGCCUACCCGGAGCAGGGGGCUCGCUUUAGCUCCUUCCCCCAGGUCCUGGCCUCUAAACCCCUGGAGGGAGGCCGUGCUUACUGGGAGGUGGAGGUGGAGGAAGACGAGGGCAAAUGGAAGGUGGGAGUCUGCGAGGGUCAGAUCGGCCGUAAGGGCCAGAAAGACACCUGCCGCAUCGGCUUCAACCCCUAUUCUUGGUGCCUGCUGAGUGAAAAGGGGAAGAUAGAAGCCCUGCACGACAAGGUGUCUGUCCCUGUGGAGGUCGACGGGCUGGAGCGGGUAGGGGUGUUGCUGGAUUUCGAGGAGGGUAGCCUGACGUUCUAUAAAGUGGCACAAGGGGGCGCUCUGAGCUCGCUCCAUUGUUUUAAACAGAGGUUCAGUGAACCACUGUAUCCUGCGCUAGCCGUGUCUAAAACACAGCUCAACAUCCCUGAUCUAUUCCAGGAAACCACUGCUAAGUCAGAAUAGUGACAAGGACACUUCAGUUCUCUAUAAAUCUUAAAGGGGCAAUCUGGAAUUCAAAACAACAACAGGCGGUAAAACAUGCCACUUUUUAAAAAUAUUUUUGUAAACCGCCGAGGAGUGGAGCUAGAGAGUCGAAUCGAUACAGAUAGGCUCAGUAGAAUGGUGCACUGUGGGGGAAGUACAUUUUUUUUUAAACAUUUUUACAUUUUAGUCAUUUAGCAGACGCUCUUAUCCAGAGCGACUUACAGUAGAGUGCAUACAUUUUAUUACAUUUUUAAAUACUGGCCCCCCGUGGGAAUCGAACCCACAACCCUGGUGUUGCAAGCACCAUGCUCUACCAACUGAGCUACAGUGGGAACAUUAAGUUUUCUAUAGAUCAUAAAUACCUUUUUGUGUAAGCAAUAAAAAAUAAAAAAAUAUGUUUUUAUAAAUGUUAAUCAAAUAGAGGAUUGGAAAGAGAAAUCUCAAUGCAGAGAUAAUCUUAAAAGAUGAUUAUGUAUCAUUGUUUUAAAAUGUGAUGUAAUGAAAAGCGUCAAUACACUGAGUGUGCAAAACAUUAGGAACACCUUCCCUUUCCAUGACAUAGACUGACCAGGUGAAUGAUAUGAUCCCUUAUUGGUGUCACUUGUUAAAUCCACUUCAAUCAGUGUAGAUGAACGGGAGGAGACGGGUUAAAGAAGGAUUUUUAAGUCUUGAGACAUGGAUUGUGUAUGUUUGUCAUUCAGAAGGUGAAUGGGCAAGACAAAAUAAUUAAGUGCCUUUGAACGGGGUAUGGUAAUAGGUGCCAGGCGCACCGGUUUGGGUCAAGAACUGCAACGCUGCUGGGUUUUUCAUGCUCAACAGUUUCCCGUGUUUAUUAAGAAUGGUCCACCACCCAAAGGACAUCCAGCCAACUUAACACAACUGUGGGAAGCAUUGGCAUCAACAUGGGCCAACAUCCCUGUGGAACGCUGUCGACACCUUGUAGAGUCCCAUGUCCUGAUGAAUUGAGGGCAAAAGGGGGGGUAGCAACUCAAUAUUAGGAAGGUGUUCUUAAUGUUUUGUACACUCAGUAUAGAGGUCUCUGUUCGGUAUAAUCUGUAUUGCUUGCGGUUUGGGGUUUUAGGUUGGGUUUCUGUAUAGCACUUUGUCACAUCUGCUGAUGUAAAAAUGGCUUUAUAAAUAAAUUUGAUAAAUUGA